Cordyceps fumosorosea ARSEF 2679 is the source of this 2067-nucleotide messenger RNA. Its product is annotated as L-ascorbate oxidase. NCBI's taxonomy places the organism in Eukaryota, Fungi, Ascomycota, Sordariomycetes, Hypocreales, Cordycipitaceae. Bases 1 to 2067 code for a protein of 688 amino acids. The record is from RefSeq and is a predicted model, not a curated record. The transcript has a single exon. Gene Ontology annotation, molecular function: copper ion binding; oxidoreductase activity.
AUGACCGACUUUCCUCGUCGGCCACCGCCCCACGACGGCCUGUCCUAUAUUCCGGACCGCCGCCCUCGUCGCGCGCUCUGGUCUUAUUGGCAGAUGAUUUUAUUCUUCCUCGUCUUUGUCAUCACCAUCUUCGGCCUCGCUCUCAUUCCCUUUGGCAUCUCCUCCAACGGCACGCCGCCGCCAAGUACCGGCCAUGGCCAUGAUGAUGACCAGCACACCCACGACCCGGAGCCCGAGCCUCACCCGGAGCCGCAGCCCACGGCAGCGCCGCAGCAUGAGAUGCCUUCCUCCCCUCGUCUCAGGGACCCUUCAGAGUACAUCCUCGACAUGGCGUGGGACUUUGACGCCGCGCCCACCACACGCGAGUACAACUGGACCAUCACCAACGCCGACCUCAACCCGGACGGCGUCUACCGUCCCAUGUACCUCAUCAACAACCAGUUCCCGGGGCCUCUUGUCGAGUGCAACGACGGCGACACCAUCAUCGUCCACGUCCACAACCAGGCCGUCAAUGCCACCGCCAUUCACUUCCACGGCCUCUUCCAGCACGGCACCAACUUCAUGGACGGCACUGUCGGCGUCACCCAGUGCCCCAUCGCGCCGCGCUCCUCCUUCACCUACACUUUUACCGUCCGCGGCCAGUCCGGAACCUACUGGUACCAUGCGCACCACAGCGCCCAGGCCUCGGACGGCCUGCUUGGCCCCGUCGUCAUCCACGUCCCCGACGAGCGCACCGCGCUGCAGGAGCUCGACUACGCCUCGGACCGCGUCAUCAUGGUCCAGGACCACUACCACAACCUCACCUCGGAGCUGCUCAUGGACUACCUCCAGCCCGACAUGGAAAACGACGAGCCCGUCCCGGACAAUGCUCUGAUCAACGGCCGCGGCCUCCGCGACUGCGCCGAUUUCCCGGGCUGGCGCUGCGACGCGAGCGACACCGCCCGCCCCGUGCUCGACCUCGCUCCCGGUCGCCGCCACCGGUUGCGCGUCCUCAAUGUCGGCGCCUUUGCUGAAUUCCAGAUCCAGUUCGAUGAGCACCCCUUUUACGUGACCGAGGUCGACGGCACCGACGUCCGCCCGGAGCCCUUUCAUCGCCUCAACAUCCUACCCGCCCAGCGCUACAGCGUCGUCCUCGAGACCAACGUCACCACCACCGGCGCCGACAGCUUUUGGAUGCGCGCCCGCAUGGUCACGCGCUGCUUCACCACCAAAAAUGAGCGCCUCGUCCCUGAGCUGCACGCCGUUCUUCGCUACCGGGCCGACCAUGGCAACGAUCCCGCCGCUGCUGCCGUCGUCCCGGAGCCCACCAGCAAGGACUGGCCCGAGUCAGUCGAGGUCAUUUGCCGCGACCUCAACGUGAGCGCCCUGCACCCCGUCGUCGCGCAGUCGCCGCCGCCCGCCGACGAGUUCGUCUUCCUCCGCGCCAACUUUAUGAUUGGCGACUGGGCGCUGGCCCGCGGCUUCUUCAACGGCUCCACGUGGCACGCCAAUACCACGCACCCGUCCCUGCACCGCUACCUCGACAGCUUCGCCGCGACCACUGCAGCAGUGUCUGGGCGGGAUGAGGACAAGUCCGCCUCCAUGCGCAUCAGCGACAAGGUCUUUAACCCGGAGCGCGACUUCGUCCUCGAGACCACCGGCGCACGCACCAUCGACCUCGCCAUCAACAACUUUGACGACGGCGCGCACCCCUUCCACCUGCACGGCCACAAGUUCUUCGUCCUCAUCCAAGGCCGAUCCGGCUACCCGCCCACCGCCGAUGAGCUGCCCGCGCACCUCGCGCGCCACGACCUCCUCGCCAACCCGCUGCGCCGCGACACCGUCACCGUCGAGGGCUACGGCUGGGUCAUUGUCCGCGUCGUCCUCGACAACCCGGGCCUCUGGGCGCUGCACUGCCACAACACAUGGCACGCGGAGUCGGGCAUGUUGAUGCAGCUGCUCGUCGGCAGCGACGAGGUCCGCCGCUGGACGCUGCCGGACGAGCAGCGCGAGCUGUGCGCGCGCGACGGCGUUGCGACGGGCGGCCGGCCGUCGGACGAUGUCUGGUUCGGCCACAUUACAAAGUAG